Messenger RNA from Ochlerotatus camptorhynchus, 3030 nucleotides. RefSeq names its product cytosolic 10-formyltetrahydrofolate dehydrogenase. The coding region runs from base 108 to 2906 and encodes 932 amino acids. Gene Ontology annotation, cellular component: cytoplasm. Gene Ontology annotation, molecular function: aldehyde dehydrogenase (NAD+) activity; formyltetrahydrofolate dehydrogenase activity. Lineage: Eukaryota; Metazoa; Arthropoda; Insecta; Diptera; Culicidae. The transcript has 3 exons. The record is from RefSeq and is a predicted model, not a curated record. Gene Ontology annotation, biological process: 10-formyltetrahydrofolate catabolic process; one-carbon metabolic process; biosynthetic process.
AGUAAAACGGGAAUGAAGUGAAGUUUUUUUGGGUGUAUUUUGAAGGUGUCUGACGGUUGAGAAAUUUGUGAAAAUUUGUGAAUUGAUUCAAGUGAAAGUGGACUAAAAUGAGUGCUGCAACUGAAUGCAACGGAGGGAAAACAAAUGGAUAUUUCAACGGGAACGGUCAUGCGGAGGACCUGAAAAUUGCCAUUAUCGGGCAGAGCAAUUUCGCUGCCGAAGUUCUGGAAGUUCUGCUGGAACAUCACCACAUCGUGGUAGGAGUCUUUACCAUCGCCGACAAGGGCAGCCGCGAGGACGUCCUUGCCACGACCGCUCGCCAGCUGAACAUUCCGGUAUUUAAAAUCUCGGCAUGGCGUCGCAAGGGUGUCCCCAUCCCGGAGGUUUUGGAAAAAUACAAAUCGGUAGGAGCCAAUCUGAACGUGUUGCCAUUCUGUAGUCAGUUUAUUCCGAUGGAGGUGAUUGAUGGAGCCAAAUUCGGAAGCAUUUGCUAUCAUCCAUCAAUUUUGCCGAGGCAUCGCGGUGCGAGUGCCAUCUCGUGGACCUUGAUCCAGGGAGACGACACGGCAGGCUUUUCGAUCUUCUGGGCCGAUGAUGGACUGGAUACGGGACCGAUUCUGCUGCAGAAGCAGUGUCCGGUUAAUGGAGACGACACACUGGAUACGUUGUACAAAAGGUUCCUGUAUCCGGAGGGAGUCACCGCUAUGGUGGAAGCAGUGGAUAUGAUUGCCGACGGGACUGCACCGAAGAUUCCGCAGACGGACAUUGGCGCAACGUAUGAUCCGGCGUUAUUCAGAGAGGAGAAUCAGUACAUCAAUCUGAGCCAGUCGGCAGAGAAAAUUUUCAAUUUCAUCAGAGGAUUGGAUUCAGUUCCAGGGGCGUUGGCGGUCAUCAUCGAGGAAGACGGAAGUGAGUGUCCCGUGCGCUUGCAUGGGGCAUCUCUUUGUGGUCCAGCCUCGUUGGAUAAUGCAAAUGCGAUCAUGUUCAAGGGAGCUGCUGGUUUGGCUUUCGUUGAUCGGGAAGGAAUCUUCAUCACCGGAACCGAUGGACAGCUGGUCAAGGUGAAGCGUGUGAAAAAAGGAAGCAAGAUGAUUCAGGCGAGUCAGUGGUUUGCCCAAGCGAGUAAGAAAGUGGUACCGUUGGAGUUGAAUGAACGAGAGGUUGAGAUGGAAGGCAUUCUGAAGAACAUUUGGAAGUCUAUUUUGAAGGUAGAGAUCGAGAUGGACACGGACUUUUUUGCUUGUGGAGCUGGUUCAAUGGAUGUAGUUCGCUUGGUAGAAGAAGUCAAGGAUGCAUUGGAGAUUCCUUUGGAGAAUGAGAACCUCUUUAUGGCUCCCAGUUUUAUGGAGUUUUUGAAUGAAAUCAUCAGGCGUACCAGAAAUGGAACAGGCCAGGAAAACUCCGGUCCAGAGUAUGAUUCUGUUAUUCUCAGAGAAAACAAGAAGAUCAUCCCAGUGCCGACGCAAAUGUUUGUCAACGGACGAUUUAUCGACGCAGAAAAUAAAAAGACCCUAGACAAUGUUAACCCGACUACGGAGCAAGUAAUCUGCAAGGUAGCAGCAGCAUCUAAAUCGGAUGUAGAUUAUGCAAUUAGAAGUGCACAUGAUGCUUUCAAAGGUAUUUGGAGUCAAGUUUCUGCUAGAGAACGGGGUCAGUUGAUGUACAAACUUGCUGACCUCAUGGAACAGUACAAGGAGGAACUGGCUACCAUCGAAUCAGUAGACUCGGGAGCAGUUUACACGCUGGCUCUGAAAACUCACGUUGGUAUGUCAAUCGAUGCUUGGCGGUACUACGCGGGUUGGACAGAUAAGAUAGAAGGUUCAACAAUUCCAGUAAAUCCAGCAAAACCAAACAACGUGUUAACUUUCACCAAGCGAGAACCGAUAGGUGUUUGCGGUUUGAUUACGCCGUGGAAUUACCCUCUGAUGAUGCUGUCGUGGAAAAUGGCUGCCUGUAUAGCGGCCGGCAACACUGUAGUCAUCAAACCGGCUCAAGUUUGUCCCUUGACCGCCCUGAAGUUUGCUGAGCUAACCGUUAAAGCUGGAUUCCCUCCGGGAGUGAUCAAUGUAGUUACCGGAGCCGGUUCGAUUACAGGUCAAGCAAUAUCUGAACACCCCUUGGUACGGAAACUCGGGUUCACCGGAUCGACACCUAUCGGGAAGAAGAUCAUGGCUGCCUGUGCCGAAUCUAACAUCAAGAAAUGCUCGAUGGAACUUGGUGGAAAGAGUCCGCUGAUCAUUUUCGCUGAUUGUGACAUGGACAAGGCGGUUCGAUUGGGAAUGUCUUCCGUAUUCUUCAACAAAGGAGAAAACUGCAUAGCCGCUGGACGGUUGUUCGUGGAGGACAAAAUCCAUGACGAAUUUGUUCGCAAGGUUAAGAAAAAUAUCAAAACAAUGACGAUUGGCGAUCCGCUCAAUAGGGGAACCGCUCACGGUCCGCAGAAUCACAAGGCACAUAUGGACAAAUUGAUCGAAUACUGUGAAAUUGGAGUGAAGGAAGGAGCGAAACUAGUCUGCGGAGGUAGCCGGGUGCCAAACAUGAAGGGUUGGUUCUUUGAACCGACCGUCUUCACUGACGUUCAGGACCACAUGUUCAUAGCAAAAGAGGAAUCGUUCGGACCAAUCAUGGUCAUUUCAAAGUUCCACAGCAGUGAUUUCGAUGCGCUCGUUCAGAGGGCGAACACCACGGAGUAUGGACUGGCAAGUGGAGUGUUCACCAAAGACAUCCGCAAAGCUAUGCUCUUCGCUGAUAAGGUCGAAGCUGGAACUGUAUUUGUCAACACGUACAACAAGACGGAUGUAGCAGCUCCUUUCGGAGGAUUCAAACAGAGUGGAUUCGGGAAGGAUUUAGGUCAAGAAGCUCUGAACGAAUACCUCAAAACGAAAUGCGUGACAAUCGAGUAUUGAUCGUAAUCUCAAAAGGCAGGCCUUCACAACAUGGAUGAUCCAGAUUGAACAGCAUGUAUUUUCAAACACGUGUGUAUUUAUUAAAUUAAGACGCUACUAAGUGACAAGAGCUUACAAACUAAAA